Gadus chalcogrammus (walleye pollock) is the source of this 7186-nucleotide messenger RNA. RefSeq names its product rotatin (gene rttn). The transcript is spliced from 50 exons. Gene Ontology annotation, cellular component: centrosome; ciliary basal body; centriole. NCBI's taxonomy places the organism in Eukaryota, Metazoa, Chordata, Actinopteri, Gadiformes, Gadidae. The coding region runs from base 121 to 6894 and encodes 2257 amino acids. Gene Ontology annotation, biological process: centriole replication; ciliary basal body organization; centriole-centriole cohesion. The record is from RefSeq and is a predicted model, not a curated record.
AACGCUGCUGAUGUGACACUGACAGAAGUUUAGCAUCAUGCUGAUGUCGCCCGACUCGUAACGUUAGUGUCGUUACUUAUAGAUUUUUUUUAUCACCAUCGCCACAAUAAUAAACUGGAUAUGGAUCUUUCUCAUCUUGUAAAGAAAAUAGGUCACUCCCUUAAGGAGAUAAGGGUCCGAGCCAUGAAGAGCAUCCUCUCCAAGCUGGAACACUCCCUGCUGUCGCUGUCCGACCUGGUCCAGGAGAGGAUGCUGUUCGUGGUGCUCCUGGAAUGGUUCAACUUCCCUGAGGUCCCGAUGCAGGACGAGGUCCUUGAACUGCUCUCUACGUUAUCCAAGCAUCCGAGCGCAGCCCAGAUGCUGAGAGACGUUGGGGCGGUGGAGUUCCUUACCCAGCUGUCUCCUAACGUGGACCCCCGGCUGCGAGCUGUCAUCGAUGGCACCUUGGACCAGCUGUUCCAUCUACCGGAUCUACUCCCAAGUUAUACCACCGUACCCCCCCACUCCAGCGGACACGGCGCAGACACGCCCCCAGCGCUACCUAAAGACGAUUCGGCCAAAAUCGGUUAUUUCCAGAAGAGUAGGCCAGGCCACACAGACGCCCCACCUCAGAGGAUAGCAGUGUGUGAGUCUGUGAAAUGCCUGAAGUUUUCUAUGUUCCCGUGGUUGCCCUUGACUACCACGGACAGACACAUACUUUCAUCCAAUGAAAGUUCUCUGAGGAGCAGCGAUCCCACCUUGGUACGGACCACUUGUCAACUCUUGCGCGAUGUCAUCAUGCAGGACUUCCCUGCUGAGAUCUUCCUGCAAAGACCCAGUAUCGUGCAGAACCUUCUGUCCCUCCUAAGGCUGAGUUCGGCUGAAGGUGAGGCCAGCCACCUGGGGGUGCAGGCCCUGGGCUGCCUGCAGCAGCUCUGCGUGGGCCUGAGGACCCGACUGCGCUUUCAUCAGGACCCCGGCUUCUCCUCGGCCAAGCUAGCAGACACCGUCUCCCAGAACUCGUCCCUGUCCCAGUCCCUGGACGUGCGGGGGACCCAGCCGUCGCGGGCGUCGUCCCCGGCCUCGGAGUGCUCUCUCCGGCCUUCGGUGCUGGGCCGGACCGGCCAGAGAGCCAGAGGGGACGGCCAGGACGGAGACGUGGCCUCCAAUAGUGGUAGCUCCCACCGCGGGGCGACGGCCGCGGCGGCGGGGGUCCAGGGGUCCGGGCAGGCGGCCCCCUCCCCCGGGGGCGCGGUGCCCCCCCUGGAUCUCCCGGUCCUGGGGGGGGAAGACGUCCUGGAGCUGCAGCUCCAGCAGCUCAGCCUGGCCCAGUUCGCCGUGGCAACCCUGGAGCGGGCCGUACCACUGCUGGAGACCGAGUCGGCCCAUGUGCUCCGGCGUGCCCUGGAGCUGCUGUCUGGCGCGGCCCUCCUGCUCGCCGACAGCGUGUGUGAGCUGGUCUGGGAGGACGGCAGCCUGGUGGGGGCCGAGCUGCGAGAGAAGCUGCAGAGCUGCCUGGAGCUCCUGGGGGACGCGGUGAGCUACCAUCAUCAGGGCUGUCAGGGCGGAGGCCCCCCCGGCACGCUGGUCCACCACACGAUGGCCUACACCGCCAGCGCCAUCCUCACCGUCAGACUGCUGCAGGCCAUCCUGCCCCCCGAGAAGGCCGGCGAGCACCUCCCGGAGCGCGCGGCGGCGGCCGUCCUCACGCUGGCCCUGGACCCCGCCCUCGGCGGCGCCUUCCCGGGCGUGCAGGAGGCAGCGGUAGCCUACCUGGAGCAGGUGGACCCGGACGGCCACGCCCUCCAGCGGCGGGUGGCCCGCGCGGCGCUCUGGAUGGAGUCCACCUGCGGCUUCCUGAAGGAGUCCCAGGCCCAGGGCGAUAAGAACUGGCUGGAGUUAUUGGAGCUGGCGGAGCACGCCAUCGACGGCCUGCCCUACCACCAGCACCUGUCUGUCAUCAAGGAGUGUGUCCAGGCCUGCGCCUACCUGUGGGGCGUGGACCAGCCCAGCCCGGUGCUGCGGUCAGAGAGCCAGAGGCUGCUGCUGAAGCUGCUGUCUCAUCCCUUACCUGCCGUCAAGACGGAGGCCUACACCUGCGUGCUUCACCUGGUCAAGGAGUGCCUCGGGAUCCAGAACGCGUCGCGGCCGCAGUGCAACGGGGUCCACUUCCUGCUCCACCACAAAGUCCUGUACGAGAUCAGCGCCUUCGGCCUACAGGACUCUGCAGAGAAGGUGAACUCCGCCGCCACCGACGUGCUGCUCUUCCUCCUCAAAGGGCGGCGGAUGAUGACGGCGUCCACCUGGGACGGCUUCAACGCCGCCCUCCAUCCGGUCGUACCCAUCCUGCAGGGGUACGCCAGCACUGGGGACCCUCUGGGUCAGUGCGUCCUGCUGCUCAGCGGGGGGUCCGAUGCUGCAGGCGCCGCCCCCCUGCCCGACCCCGCCCGUCUCCGCGCCGCACUCCGCCUCCUCUUCACCAAGCAGCCCACGGUGCGAUCGGCGGCAGUGGAGCACAUCUUGCCUCAUCUCUCUGGCCCUGGGGCCUCGGAGGCAGCCAGGCCAGAGCUGGACCAGCUGACCCUCGCCUCGCUCCCUGGACUCUACUGCACCCAGAACCUGAUGGACGUCUCACUGGACACCUGCAGCAAGUCCUUCCUCAAGGUGGAGUCGGUGGAGAAGCUGUUUGGCAUCCUGACGUCGGACAGCGUGGACCUGUCUCUGAAGAGGUCGGCCACUGAGCAGCUGGCUGUGGUUCUACAAGACACAGCCAUGCACCCCGUGCUGAAGGCUCUUGGCAUCGCGGACACAGUCGUUUCUUUCAUUAUGGAGAGUGUAAACGGCAAUAAGAGCAUGGACGGCCUGCUGGAGCCCGGCCUCUGUGUGCUGAGGAAGCUGGUGUUCGCCGACCCCGCCCUCCGCCACAGCCUCUCCCAGCGCCCCCCACUGCUCCACGUCCUGCUCAGGGCCUCCUUAAUAGUGAAGGACAACGGAGGCAGCGGAUAUGAGGCAGCUGUUCUCAUGUGCUUGCUGCUUUUUGAUGAGAUCGCCACCGUUGACUUCUGGUCUGGGAAUUCGAAGUUGGACGGAACUUUGGCAACUUUCUCUCUGCCGCUAUCAGUCACCCGGAGGUUCAGAAUCCCCUUCCGGGCAGCGACCCACCACGCGGUCAGCCCCCACUGCUGCGUGGUGACCCCCGCGGCUGACCUCCUGACCUUCGGCCCGGCCCGCCACGCCCUCCAGCUGGCCUGGAACACGGCGUGGUACAGCGGGUUGGACGGCCUUCUGGACGAGCUCCGGGGGUUUCGCAGCGAUGUCAGCGAGUUCCACCCCUCGCUGGUGCUCUCCGAGGCCCAGGUCCUCAACGCGCGGACCUCCCACCUCCCCACCGGCCUCCUGGACUGCGUGCAGGACAUCGUCAUGGCGGCGGGACACGGUUCCGUGAGGUCCGCCCUCGGCAGGCUCCGCCUCUACCUGUUGAUUGACAUGCUGGCCUUCGCGCACGGCCAAUCGCACGGCUGCAGGAAGACUCUGGGCUCGCUCAGCUGGCAGACUGCCAUCGCCAGGUUCCUCCGGGUGCAUCCUGCUUGUGUCGAGGACGAGUGUUUACUGGUGGACAUCGUGGCGUUCCUGAACGUUUACUUCGAACACGACCCUCGGACUAAAGAUGCGAAUGAGACAGAAGACGCGGAUCUGCGAUGGAUACUGGAGCUCCUCCUCGAUAAAGACACCGUGUCCCUCUGCGGCUUCCUGCUGGUGGGGGAGGGCCCGGCCCCGGGCGUCCCGGGUCAGGGCCCCGGGGGGCCGGCUCAGGGCCAGGGGGGGGCGGAGGAGCUGCGGGGCCAGGUCACUCAGAGGCUGCAGAGAGAGGUCAGCUGCUUCCUCAGCAGCCUGCUCCACCGCCUCGCCAGCACCCCCGACAGGAUAUGCUUGGCGCUUGCAGGGCCUUUCAAGAGCCAGCUGGCUCUCUGCUUGCUCCAGAGCCUGCGGGUGUCUGAUGCGCCGCGGUUCUACGGUCUCCCCAGCCUGGAGAGGACUCUGCUGGGCAUGGUCUCCCUGACCGCCCUGCCCGGGUGGAGCUCCCAGUGCCCGGACCUGGAGCCAAUCUCCCUCUGCUCCAAGUACCUCGUGGGGCUGCUCGAGGUGAUCUCCUCGUUCUACGUGGAGUGGGGGGGGAACUCCAUGUCCUUCAUGGGUAAAGGAGUGACCAAGAACGCCGUCAUCUGCCUCCAGCACCUCUCCCACGAGAUGAUGGCCGAGAGCCGGGGCGAGGACUUCAUUACCCAGUGGUCCUUGGGGCAGGAGGCGGGGCCUGAGGAGACCAACGGCCCCCAGCUGGGACUGGCCUGGCUCAUCCCCCUCUGGGUGGACCGCGACCCAGAGGUGCGGUUUGCCAGCCUGGGGGUGGGCCGGGCCCUGUCCAGGCGUCCCGGGGGGUGCCAGGCCCUGUGCGGCAGCUGCCAGAACAUCAGCGGGGGGCUGUGGGGGACCCUGCUCAACAUCCUCCUGGACCAGCAGGAGAGCAGCCUGGUCCGCAGGGAGGCGGCGUUGAUUCUGCGGAACCUGCUGGCGAUGCCGAUGCCUGCCAACACGGAGGAGGCCAAAGACUCUCUCUGGAAGAACCCGUGUGUCCAUGACGAGGCGUCGGGGGUGUCCCUGGUGGGCCUCCCGGCCCUGCAGGCCCUGCUCUACCACUGUCAGUUCUUCCAGCACGCCGCCCUCUGCGCCGCCGCCUGCUACCGGGGGCGCCACGCCUUCCACCUGCAGCCCCCCGCCCCCGACGGCCCCCCGGGGCCCGGCCCGCCCGGGAGCACCGCGGGGGAUUCAGACGACUCUCUGAGCUUCUGGAGGAGCAGUCUACUGGCAGCUGUCAACCCCAGCAGAGCCUCCAGCUCCCUCUCUACCUCCAGCACCGUGGUUCGGGGCUCUGGGACACACUCCCCCGCCCCGCCCGGCCCCCUGGUGGCUGCAGCGGAUUCAGCCGCCAGCCGUCUGGUGGCCCAGGGCCAGAGCGACACGGACGCCAGCAGCUCGCUGCUCUCCCAGGACUCCCGGCCGCCGGGCGAGGUGUCGCCGGCCGCCGAGCCUGUCGCCAUGGUGACCCCGGACCUGGUGGCGGCCCACUGCGCCCUUCUGACCCGCCUGCUGGCCGCGCUGCCCGACUUCACGCUCGCCGCGCUCCGACGCCAACAGCUGCUGAAGGCGCUGGCGGGGCUGAUGGAUGCCAGGUCCAUUGAGAGGUGUCUCAGCGAGCUGAGGACAGCCGCCCCCCCGACAGGAGAGCAGAGGGCUGCCAGGAGCCAGGUUGUCACUCUGCUGCAGUACGUCUCCAGCUACUCCAAGCUCCUGCAGUCGUGUGUCUCGGCGAGCCGCGAGCUGAUUGGCCGGAUGGACUUCCUGCGGGGCCUGCUCACGUCCCUGGUGGCGGUGCUGCUGCUGGACACCAGAGACCUCGACCCGGUCUCCCAGGGCGCCGUGGCUCUGAGCUGGGCGGACGUCUUCUCUCUGCUGGCCGUGCUGGUGACCAGGGACCCAGCCGCGCUCCAGACCGUCUCGUCCGCGCUGGGAAGGCGCUGGGCGGCCUUCGAAGGAACGCUGGCAGUGUGUGUGAACAACAGCGCAGUGGACCCUGGCCUCCACACGGUGGCGCUGCAGUUUCUGUGUGUGCUGUUCUCCGAGGAGACGAAGCGGAGCGGCGUCAGGGACGACCCGGGGGUGACCUCUGACAUGUCGGCGGCCCUGGACGGCCCCGGGGCCAGUGACCUCUGUGACCUGCUGCUACAGAGCUACGAGAAGAGUUCGCCCCAGGACCCGAUGAGGAGACUGACAGCCAGGGCUCUGAUGUCACUUCUCGCCUACAGCCGGGCGUCUCAGAACCACGCUGCCAAGGCCGGUCUGAUUGACAGCUGUGUGGAGCAGAUGAAACAGAGCCAGGCCCAGCUCCACCUGCAGUCCAUCCGGCCGGGCAAGGCCUCGCAGCGCAGGAGGGAGGAGGGCUGUUUAAGGGAAGUGAGACUGGCUGUGGAGAUCCUCCGCAACGCUCUUUACCGCAACGAUGGAUGCAAAGAGGUGGCGGUCGACGCCCAUCUCCCCCGGGCGCUGCACGCGCUCUGGGCCUGGCUCCUAUUGGACGACGGCGUCAUGGAGGCGGCGCUGGAGCUGCUGUGCGUCUACACGGCCGGCUGCAGCGCGGCCUGCAGCUCUCUGUGCAGCGCCGGCUCCGGGGGGGCCCCAGCUGGCCGGGGGCCCCCCAGCGGCUCCCUCAUGCACUGCGUCAUGAAGCUGGCCUCGGGCGUCGCCGCGGACAACAGCCCCGUCCAGAAGCUCGCCUUCUCCCUAUUGGCCAAUCUGGCCAUGUCCCGGGACUGUCGGGGCGUCCUGCAGAAGAGUAACUUCCUGCAGUCCUUCCUGUCGGUGCCCGUCCCCAGGCAGGGCGGCGGGAAAGCUGCUGCCAUCGGGGGGGGUGGGGGAGGGCUGCUGGCCAUGUGGCUGCGGCUGCUGGUGUGCCUCUCCUUCGGGGAGGACGGCCAGCAGAGCGUUCUCAAGGUGCCCGGGGCCCUGGAGGUGCUGGCCGGCCUGGCCGCCCACCGGCCCCACGCCCUGCUCACCCUGCACAACCUCUGCUCCUGCCCCGGGAACCGGCCCCACCUGCUGUCCAACGACAAGGCCAUGAAGGUGCUGCUGUCCAGUCUGGACAGCAAGGAGACUGGGGUCCGGUCCAUGGGGGCUUCAGCUCUCUGGGCGCUGCUGCAUAACAGUCAGAAGGCCAAGACGAGCUUGAAGAGUCCUUCUGUCAUGCUGAAGCUGGAGAAGGCGCGCGCUGUGGCCAAGAAAGAUGCAGUGAAAGGGCCAGACUCCAUGAAUGCCUAUCUGUUGAAAUGUCUUGAAAACCUUUGCAGGCUGUUGAAGAGCUGAGACACAAUCAUCAACUUUCCCUCUCAGCACUUCAGUCAGUCCUAUAUUCCUUUAAAACAUGACUCUAUAGUAGACAUUGUUUUGUACAGUUGUAUUAGGGCUAUAGUGGAGCAGGUUGUUUUGUAUGUAUUCAUAAUCUCACUUCUUAAAGAGAUAAGAGGAAGAAGUGAGAUUUGCUGAAGCUAUGGAGCGACCCCUCCUGUUUGCUGGUUUGAAUAGAGAUGAGCAUCUUCACUUAACAUGUCUUCCUCCAUUGUACAAUAAAGACUUGAAUAUUUAUAUUUUCUUAUUA